Molecule: messenger RNA, 1545 nt
Organism: Stylophora pistillata
Lineage: Eukaryota; Metazoa; Cnidaria; Anthozoa; Scleractinia; Pocilloporidae
Biological process (GO): positive regulation of DNA-templated transcription; autophagosome assembly
Cellular component (GO): nucleus; autophagosome
Source: RefSeq, a predicted model, not a curated record
UUGAGUUUUCCCAAUAGGUUAUUUUUCAAGCAUCUGUAGGAUUUGCUCUCGAACCUAAGGCGUCUUUUCUGUUGUAUCCUUCCGAGCUUCGACCAAUUUCCUCGCAACAAAUCUAUUUUGAAUCACUCCACCAGCGAAAGAGCGUUAUUUUUUCCUGUAUAAGCUCGAAUAUUUGACCAGAAAACCGGUUCCUUCUUCGAUAACAGAAAUUUACAUUAAACAGAUCUCUCAAGAACCAUAACGAAUUUUGGCGGACUCGUCGUUUCUUCACUUACGCUGCAAUAAAACGGAAAGGGUGACUUAUCAUUGCAAAUUAGUGAUAUUGCUGAUCAGCGAAAUUAACUUAAGAUGUGGACGGCGAUUUCAAGUUACAUUUGGGGCGAAACAGACGAGCAACUUGUCCCGGGAUCGGUCGACGACACCCAAAGCGUCGAUGACGACUGGAUUUUAGUGGACGUUCAAAAUGGCAAAAAUUCUGAUGAGAAAGAAAAUGACGACUCAAAGUUAAAAGUUCAAGUCCAACUGGAGGAAAGUUGGUACGUAACUCCACCGCCUUGCUUUGAAGCGAGCGGGCUUUCCCCCGAAGUUUUGGAAGCAAGCCCGAUGGAAGAUCUCCUCAUCGAACAUCCGAGCAUGUCUGUGUAUGGCCCAGGUAUAAGACGAUAUUCUCUUUCUUCUGCAUCGAGGAAUUCUAGCGCAGCUAGAAACGGAGAAGAGGUCGUGGAAAGGAGAGAACCGCGUCGUACAGUCCAGUUCCAAGCGCAGCUUGAGUUAAUUGAAAAGAGGCGUCAAACCGAACCUCCACUCCAAGGCAGCGUUCGCGCUAACAGAAAGAACUUAAAAAAGCAAAAUAUGGUUCAAUUUCAAAACAAUUCUAGGAGCAAACGAAAUAAAAAACGAAAUAGGAUGUUAGGAAAACAUGUUGGGCUACACGGCAAAAGGGGUUGUUGACCUUCGCUAGAAUUUUAAUAUUCAAGAGCGACGCUUGUGGAUUGGCGUGAGGGUCUAAAGUCCGUUGACUGUAAAUAUUUAAAACAUUCCUAUUUAUAUUCUUUCGGAGGGUAUAGUCUACUUUCCAGUGUAGGUUCAUUAUUUCGCUAGUGUAUUGUAUUCCUUAUUGUAAGGAAGAUAUUAAUAUAAUUUGAUCCUGGAAAUUUGAAAACUGGGCUCAAAAUUGUUGAAUAGCUCGCGGAGCUCGCACUUCCAGCUAUGUAAUUUAUGUAUCAUUCUUAGGUAGUACAGAUUGACGAGAGUAUUGUUGUCAUUAUUUUAUUUUUCUUAUGACAAAAACGGAAGAAAAAAUCGAUAUAAUUUUUAAAAUUUGAAAAAAGAAAUACAAUUUCAUCAAAUUUCAUACAUUACAAGGUCUGAUAAUUAGUGUCUUGAGUAUAACCUUGAGAUUGAAAUAAAACGAAUUUGAACAAAACCUCACUUUGCACGCUUUCGCAUCUUAUGCAAUGGUUACGUAACUACUGAUAACUGAGCGAGCGUUGACAGAUAGGCUGACGAACCCUCAUCUGGGUAGCCAAGUUGAGCAUAUUGUCA